This is a messenger RNA of Triticum turgidum subsp. durum (durum wheat), 684 nucleotides long. NCBI's taxonomy places the organism in Eukaryota, Viridiplantae, Streptophyta, Magnoliopsida, Poales, Poaceae. The record is from the annotation of a GenBank genome assembly.
AUGGACUCGGAGCACUGGAUCUCGCGCCUGGCCGCCGCCAAGCGGUUCUACGCCGCGCAGCUCGGCCACGCCGGCGCAGAUCGGGCGGGGAUGGACGAGCUGGACAUGGACGGCGACGAGAACGCGGGCAGGCCCGACUUCGCCUGCCCCUACUGCUACGAGGACCACGACGUCGCCUCCCUCGUCGCCCACCUCGAGGAGGACCACCCCUUCGAGCCCCACGCCGCGCCUUGCCCUGUCUGCUCCGAAAAGGUUUCUAAAGAUAUGCUUAACCAUAUCACCAUGCAACAUGGGUACUUGUUCAAGAAUCGCCGCAGGUUGCGCAGAUUUGCUGUUCCAGGCAGCCAGUCGCUCUCUCUGCUGAGCCGGGAUCUACGUGAAGCCCAUUUGCAGGUGCUUCUGGGAGGUGGUGGACAUAGGUCGAGCAACAAUAAUGCCACAAAUAUUUCAGCUGAUCCUCUUCUGUCAUCAUUUGGCCUUAGCUUCCCAACGUUAGAUGCUGAGGAAACAUCAAAAUUGUCUACUCCUGCUCAGAGUGAUGUACCAGUGCUAAAAGAGGCAGCUGCUCGACCAUGGCGGUCAAGUAUUGACUCGUCGCUCACAAGGGAAGAAAGGGAGCAAGCCAGAGUGAGAGCGGCAUUUGUGCAAGACCUGCUGCUCUCCACCCUAUUCAGAGACCAAUAA